Caenorhabditis bovis is the source of this 792-nucleotide messenger RNA. NCBI's taxonomy places the organism in Eukaryota, Metazoa, Nematoda, Chromadorea, Rhabditida, Rhabditidae. The record is from the annotation of a GenBank genome assembly.
AUGAGCGAGACGAAAAAAACGGAGGCGGUCAGUAGUCGAACGAAGGUCUCACAAAAACACGAGACGGCAUCGAAAACCGAAAGCACGAAAAAGAUUAAGAAUGAGAAAAAACGAGCCGAGCAACGAGUUAAACAGGAGGAGGAUGACGACGAACGUAAAAUCGCUAUCAAGCAUGAUUCCAAUUCAUCGAGCAGAAAACACGGCAAGUCACAAAUUGCCCAAUUAAAUAGAAAUAUCAACUCAAUUCAAGUUUCCCCACAAAAAUCAAGAAAUGGAAGACGUACCGGAAAAUCUCCGAAGCAUGAGUUGAGUCGAGAUGAGAACACCUCAGAUGAAGACGAAAUCGAGGAGACUAGUAAAAAAUCACACGGAAAGAACCGAAAUCGGUCUCGUUCGCGAUUCCACGGCAAAAAGCGCUUUGACAUGGAGCUAUCAUCGAGCGACGACAUCGAUAGUGCGUCCGACGAACACGACGACGACAAUCUGACAUCCGCCAAACAUCGCCAUUCAAUUCGCCGUGGCUUCAAGAAACACCAGGAAAAAACCGACAGGGACAAUGACAGCUGGGAGGAAGGCAGUCGGCGGCGAACUGUGAAGAACGGCAAGAAGAUCACUCGCAAAGAAAAGAGUCAUGGUAGCGAAAAGCAUAAGAAGAAACGAACGCGCGAUGAGAAAAAUUUCACCAGCGAUACUGGCUCGCGUGAAAGCUACUACUCAUCUCGGUCUUCAAAAGAUUCAAAGAGCUCCUCAUCAUACUCCCAAUUUGUUGAAGAGGAAGAGGAUUAUGAUUGA